CUUAAACCCGGGACAUUAAGUUCCAAAACGACGACGAAUUUCAUCUACGAAAGCGUAGUUAGUUACUUCAAUUCCUUCACGUCCCUGAAUUUGAGUAAGGCCUGCAGCAGCAGCAGCAGCAGCAGCAGCAGAAGAUGAGCAGUGAAGCCAAGAAAAACCCAAAGCACUUUCAGCUUAACCCAAACUGGGUUCAACUCCAACAAAAACUGAAAUCCUCUGCUAAGCCUUCAAGGCACUCCAAUAACCUACAAUCUGAAACCCCAAACUCUAUAUUAGGAAAGCGUAAGGAGAGGCCAAAUUCAGACCCUGAUGAUGCUAAGCCUAAUCCUUUAAUCCCAACAAAUGAUGAUUCCAGUGUGACAGAUGUGGUAGCUAUGGAUUGUGAAAUGGUUGGUGUUGGUCAGGGGAACAAGAGUGCUCUUGGACGGGUUACACUGGUAAAUAAAUGGAGAAAUGUCAUAUAUGAUGAGUUUGUGCGGCCAGUAGAACGUGUUGUUGACUUCCGCACACAUAUUAGUGGCAUUCGUCCUCGAGACUUGAAGAAAGCAAAGGAUUUCCGGGUUGUUCAGAAGAAAGUGGCAGAAUUAAUCAAGGGAAGGAUUCUUGUGGGUCAUGCCUUGCACAAUGACCUUAAGGCAUUACUACUAACACAUCCUAAGAAGGACUUGCGCGAUACCUCAGAGUAUCAACCCUUUCUAAAGGAAGGACGAAGAAAGGCACUUCGGCAUCUUGCAGCAGAGGUUCUAGGUGUUGAGAUCCAGAAUGGCGAACACUGCCCUGUAGAUGAUGCUCGUGCUGCAAUGCUGCUUUACACGAAAAGCCGAAAGGAAUGGGAGAAAAGCGUUAAGGAUCAAUUAAGGCUCCAAGAAAAGCAGAAGAAACGCAAGCACAGAAAGAAACUGAUGUCCGACAUCAACUGAAACCAUGCACCAACUGCAUCCUAAUGGUGGUUGUCACAUGAUUCUCGGACUUCAUAUUCCAGAUUCUUCAGAAAUCACCUUCACAGAGUUCUUGCCAUAAAUCUGGACUGGAAGAAUCAGAUGAUACAGCAUCAGACGGUUUUAGAGAAGAAACGGCUAACCCCUUUAGCUGUAACUAACUUUGUUAGUGUGAUGGAAAGAACUUGUUUAAGUUCCCAAUUCAUUAAAACAUCAAGUUUUGUCUUUUUGGAGUUUUUCAAAGGAAUUUGUGAAAACUUAUAUUUA
Messenger RNA from Hibiscus syriacus, 1205 nucleotides. RefSeq names its product RNA exonuclease 4-like. Gene Ontology annotation, cellular component: nucleus. Lineage: Eukaryota; Viridiplantae; Streptophyta; Magnoliopsida; Malvales; Malvaceae. The transcript is spliced from 9 exons. Gene Ontology annotation, molecular function: nucleic acid binding; 3'-5' exonuclease activity. The record is from RefSeq and is a predicted model, not a curated record. Gene Ontology annotation, biological process: rRNA processing. Bases 135 to 920 code for a protein of 261 amino acids.